This is a messenger RNA of Eruca vesicaria subsp. sativa (arugula), 2481 nucleotides long. Lineage: Eukaryota; Viridiplantae; Streptophyta; Magnoliopsida; Brassicales; Brassicaceae. The record is from the annotation of a GenBank genome assembly.
AUGGAAGCCAUUAAAGUGCUUCCUCUGCUCCUCAUCUCACUGUUUUUAACCUUUCUUGCUGCAGAAGCAACCGAUAUUAUAACAGCAAACCAGACUUUUAAAGACGGAGACACCAUUGUUUCAAAAGGUGGUAGCUUCGAGCUUGGUUUUUUCUCUCCUGGAGGAUCAAGAAACCGUUAUCUCGGUAUCUGGUACAAGAAAGUCUCUCUCCAGACCAUUGUUUGGGUCGCAAACAGAGAUUCCCCUCUCUACGACCUCUCAGGAGCCCUAAAAAUCUCUGCUAACGGGACCUUACGUCUCUUCAGUGGCGGAAGCUAUUUCAUCUGGUCAUCAUCUUCUUUGGGGAAACCCGUUGUAAGAAACCCUAUUGUUCAGAUUCUUGAUACAGGUAACUUAGUUGUGAGAAACUCAGGGGAUGAUCAAGAUUACAUUUGGCAGAGUUUAGAUUACCCAGGAGAUACGUUUCUUCCAGGAAUGAAAUAUGGUAUAAAUUUUGUAACCGGAAUAAACCGGUUCUUGACUUCUUGGAUAUCUCCAGACAAUCCAUCAACUGGUAACUACACGAAUAAAAUGGAUCCAAGCGGUGUUCCACAGUUUUUCUUGAAGAAAAACUCCGUUGAUAUUUUCAGGGCUGGUCCAUGGAAUGGUCUAAGAUUCACUGGUAUGCCUCAUCUAAAACCUAACCCUAUUUAUCGAUACGAGUUCCUGUUCACGGAGGAAGAAGUUUACUACACUUACAAGCUUGAAAACCCUUCAGUGAUCACAAGAAUGCAGUUACUUCCCAACGGAGCGUUGCAGCGUUACACUUGGGUCGAUAGCCUUCAAAGCUGGAACUUCUAUCUAUCAGCUUCAACGGAUAGCUGUGAUCGAUACUUGUUGUGUGGCGCUUACGGAAGCUGCAACAUCAAUGAAUCUCCAGCUUGUAGGUGUUUAAAAGGGUUUGUUCCUAAAUCUCCAGAGGCUUAUUAUGCAGGGGACUGGUCAGGAGGGUGUGUUAGAGAAGUGAAAAUGGGUUGUGGAAAAGGAGAAGAAGACUUUCUGAAGAUUUCAAAGUUGAAGUUACCUGAUACUAGAGGUUCUUGGUAUGAUAAGAAAAUGGAUUUGAAUGAAUGUAAGAGGGUAUGCUUGAGAAACUGUUCUUGUUCAGCUUAUUCACCUUUUGAUAUUAGAGAUAAAGGAAGUGGAUGUAUUCUCUGGUUUGGAGACUUGCUUGAUAUAAGAGAAUAUAAUGAAAAUGGACAAGAUCUUUAUGUGAGGCUUGCUACUUCUGAAAUAACAAAGUAUAAAAACUAUGACGUGAAGGGCAAGAUGAGGAUCAUGCUAAUUAUAGUAUUUUGUACAGCAAUGCUUCUUAUUUGCCUUUGCAUAGUUCUGUCUGUGUGCAAACUGAAGAGAAAGAAACUUUCAAUAAUAGAAACUUCACAGCAAGAUUUAGACCGUGUUUCGAGCAGAAAACAAGAGGAGGAAGAUGCUGAAUUACCAUUUCUUGAUCUUGAGGCUAUUGCAGAAGCUACAUGUGGAUUUUCUGAUGAGAAUAAACUUGGACAAGGUGGUUUUGGACCUGUCUAUAAGGGAACAUUGUCUUGUGGACAAGAAAUAGCUGUAAAGAGGCUUUCAAGAACGUCAAGACAAGGUAUAGAAGAAUUCAAGAACGAGAUCAAACUCAUUGCAAAGCUACAACACCGUAAUCUUGUCAAAAUUCUUGGAUACUGCGUUGAGGAAGAUGAAAGAAUGCUUAUCUACGAGUAUCAGCCUAAUAAAAGCUUGGAUUCUUUCAUUUUCGAUCAAGAACGUCGCAAAGAACUUGACUGGCCUAAACGUGUGGAAAUAAUCAAAGGGAUAGCUCGUGGACUGAUGUAUCUCCAUCAAGAUUCAAGGCUUAGAAUCAUCCACCGUGAUCUCAAAGCAAGCAAUGUUUUGCUUGAUUCCGAUAUGACUCCAAAAAUCUCUGAUUUUGGAUUGGCUAGAACCUUGGGAGGAGAUGAAACUGAAGCAAACACAACCAGAGUGGUUGGAACAUAUGGAUAUAUGUCUCCUGAGUAUCAAAUCGACGGGUAUUUCUCAUUAAAAUCCGAUGUAUUCAGCUUUGGAGUUUUGGUUUUGGAGAUAUUGUCAGGAAAAAGAAACCGCGGUUUCUGCAAUCAAGAACACAAGCUGAACCUUCUUGGACACGCUUGGAGGCAAUACACAGAAGAUAAGGCAUGUGAGUUAAUCGAUGAAUCUUUCAAAGAAUCCUGUACAAAUGUUUCUGAAGUGUUGAGAGCGAUUCAUAUCGGCCUGUUAUGUGUACAACAAGAUCCCCAAGACAGACCAACCAUGUCAGUGGUGGUUCUGAUGCUGAGUAGUGACAUGUUGCUUCUUGAUCCGAAAGAGCCUGGGUUUUACAACGAACGGAAUCUCUUGUAUUCUGACACUACAUCGAUUAAUCUGGAGAUUCCUUCCAAAAAUUUUCAAACCAUGAGUGUAAUAGAUCCUAGAUAA